CGGUUGACACUUGACAGUCACCAGUCACCCAGCUGCAAAAAAUAAAAAUAUCGUAAAUCGUGGUGAUUUGUUUUUGCAGCCAUACUGCUUACUAGUGCAAAUUAUUUCGCCAUAUUAAGUUGAUGUUACUAGCUUCUACAACAUUCGACACCGGUCGGUAACUAUAGAGAUGGAUGUACAUAUUCAGUAUAAAGUUUAUGCCAUUUGGGGCGACAGCGAAAAGCCUGAAGUCAGAAGAUUUAUAGUUGACAAGAAUUUCAAUGGAAGCUAUCAUUAUUUGAAUUCAAAGCUUCAGGAGAUUUUCCCAAUCCUCCAGAAAAGGCAUUAUACUGUUUCAUGGAAAGAUGAAGAAGGAGAUGAUGUAAUAAUAGCUUCGGAUGAGGAACUGGUAAUCGCUAUAAACUCCAUGGACAUGGAGGAUCCUAAAAAGCUGUAUGUGACUCUUACGGAUAAACAGCCUCAAACAGAACAGGUUGUUUUCAAUUUGGUUGAUCCAGUACCUGAUAGUCAAGCUGCACCUGGCUCAGCUCACUUGGGUGUGGUUUGCGAUGGCUGUGAUGGCCCAGUGGUGGGGUUCCGUUACAAAUGCACCUCAUGUAAUGAUUUCGAUCUGUGCUUCAAUUGUGAGAGCCAAGGCCUCCACCCAGAACAUUGCAUGCUGCGCAUUCCAGUGCCUAGCUUGCCGGUUCUGGCCUGCCACCUGGAGGAUGCUGUUACCAGAGCUGUGCAAUUUCUCCCAGAAGGAAGAUAUAUGCUUCCUGAUAACAGCAAAGAAAUCGGGCAUUCCCGCCUCGGCGAACAUGCUCGACGCACUGCAGUAUCUGGGAAACUUCAUAAGGAUGCGUCUGCCGUCAUAAAGAAUGCAACCAAGCGUUACCGCCAUUUCUUGAAGACGGUUGCCACUUCGUUCGAUGAAGAGCACUGUAAGAAACAGCGUCGCGAACGCAGCGGGGAGCGAAGACGUCGUGACCACGGACAUCAUCACCGCCACCACAGCGGAGACGGUGACCACCACCACCGCAGGCCACGCACCAGCUGGCUCGAAACAUUCGCCAACUAUAUGAACGAAUUCGCCAAUCUAGCAGGAGAUGGUCCCAUUGAAACUGAGAAUGUCCCAAAACAACCCGACUCAACAAACCCCACUCAAGAAAACCCCAAAGACCCUCAAGCUCCCAAGGCAACUAAACCGACCCAAAAUCAAAUGCCCCAUUGCCCUUUCAAUAUGGAAAAUAUAGAUGUUCAAAACAUCCAGAAGCUUUUGAACAUGUAUAUGCCCAAAUGUGCCUCCACUCCUAAACCGUCCACUUCCCAGGCUUCUGAAAAUCCACAGCCCACACCUGGGCCUGUCAAUAAUGAAGCCUCACAGUCUGCAACUGUCAAUAAUGAAGCCUCACAGUCUGUAACUGUCAAUAAUGAAGCUUCACAGUCUGCAACUGUCAAUAAUAGCCAAGAUGUGGAAAUGGCUGAAGCUAAUUCAAAGAGCGUAGAGGCUGAUAGGGAGAGUGUUACGUCAGAAGCGUCUUCGACUAAAACUGUGGAGUCCAAAAAGGAGGAGUCCCCUGAAAGGGUUGAUGGAUGGACUGUCAUCAAUAAAGAGAAUGAUCUAAUGGACACUGAUGUGAAAUUCCAAAUUGGCUUCAACCUUCCAGAGGAAUUCCAGGAACGUGUGACCAUUUCCCAGGGACAAAACCUCUACCCACCACUUAAUACUGGCACAGCCGUGUUGAAUCCCAAAGAGGCGGAACGUCCGACAGUGUGUGAGCCACCCAAGCCAGCUCCAACUCAGGCUUCAGCCAACGCUGCUCCGCCUACUGCGCCUCAGCAGGAGCCUCAGAAACCAACACCACCGAAGAAACCCCAUCAUCCAUUGGCUCACAUCGACGCAGCGAUUGACCACAUGCUGACAAUGGGAUUCACCAACGAGGGCGGCUGGCUCACCCAACUCCUCGAGAGCAAGGACGGGAACAUUGCUGCUGUGUUGGACCUUCUGACUCCGGUCAACCCUAAGAAGUAGACUAGAGGAAGAAAUAUGCAUACAUUUUGACAACGCACUCGCCAUACUAUUUGCUCUGUUUCAACUGUCAUGUCAAAACUACAGCAGCUCGAUUCCGUAAAACCUGCAUCAAUCAUUAUUACAGUCGCAAUUAGUUGUUGUUUGGCUUUAAUGCUAUUCUUGUUGCAAUAAUAGAUUAUAGCCAAUAGUGAGCGAGCGUCAACCAAUCAGAGGUGAUUGCGAUCGUGAUAUUGUAGCUAUCGUUCUACCGUAAUCGAGCUGCAGUUUACCUUUAGAUUAAGGACGAAAAUCGUACUAUUGACGUAACAGUUGUCACAGAGCAAAUUUGACGAGCGUGUUCUCAAAAUACUAAGUCUUAACACCACAUAAGCUAUUUUUUGGCGGUUUUAACAUCUUGAUGCUAUUCAUAUUAAUCAAAAAACAAGUACAAGUCCAAUAGAAAUUUUAACUGAUGGACGUGGUGUUAGAACUAAGCGACGAUAUGUUUCAAUGCACCUAUUUCUUUUUGUAUUAAUUAAUUCUUAUAGGCAUUGAUUUUUUUUAAAAUGCCUACUGUAUUCAUUUUUUCCAAAUGUCUCAAAAACUCGAGUAAAUCUAUAAAAUGUGGUCUAGAUUUUUCUUGUUUUGUUCUAUGUAUUGGUUAGUAUUGAAAAUAGUAUCAGCUUUUCAAACUUUUUGAUAAGUUCUUUGUAAUUUGUGUUAUUAUGAGUACUAAUGUACCCAAUUAUUAUUUGGUGUUGGAGUCCACGGUAAUGAUAUGUAAUACGCGCCUAUGUAGUCGCCUACUGUUAGAUCAUUUGAUAGUUUUCAAUGAGUACCUAAAUGUUGUUAAGAAAAACAGUCCAUAUUUUUAUUUAUCAAUGGACGGGUAUAGCCAUUUUGUG
Molecule: messenger RNA, 2898 nt
Organism: Maniola jurtina (meadow brown)
Lineage: Eukaryota; Metazoa; Arthropoda; Insecta; Lepidoptera; Nymphalidae
Product: sequestosome-1-like
Exons: 9
Coding region: 170-2014 (614 amino acids)
Biological process (GO): endosome organization; aggrephagy; mitophagy
Cellular component (GO): amphisome; aggresome
Molecular function (GO): protein kinase C binding; zinc ion binding; K63-linked polyubiquitin modification-dependent protein binding
Source: RefSeq, a predicted model, not a curated record